Molecule: messenger RNA, 1749 nt
Organism: Coffea eugenioides
Lineage: Eukaryota; Viridiplantae; Streptophyta; Magnoliopsida; Gentianales; Rubiaceae
Product: octanoyltransferase LIP2p, chloroplastic-like
Exons: 7
Coding region: 169-1110 (313 amino acids)
Biological process (GO): protein lipoylation
Cellular component (GO): mitochondrion
Molecular function (GO): lipoyl(octanoyl) transferase activity
Source: RefSeq, a predicted model, not a curated record
CCGCCACCGCCAGGUUUUUAUUUUUAUUUUUAAUCAGUUCUUCACCUCCCGCCUCUUUUCAUGGGCUUAUUUAUUCUACACAGUCUUUAGAUAUUGAUCGAAUUUUCUGUUCUUUUCUAUCCGUGGAAUUAUCAUGAAGAAAGCCUAUUAAUUACUGAAUUCAGCUGAAUGCUUGCCACAACUCAGAAUACCACAAUAAAUAUGAUUCUACUAGCAAGCACUGUUUCUGGCUCAAUCCCAGGAAACCAACUUAUUAAUUCAUCAAAACAGAGGCCAAGCAGUCGUUCUUGUGUUGUAAAUUCAGCAGUUGCGAUGACAAAUGAAGUUAAAAGAAGUUGUGAGUUUUAUGACAUGCAUAAAGAACUCAUUCCCUAUGCUGAGGCAUGGUCUUGGCAGAAGGACAUAGUUAAAAAGAGGAAGGAAUUGAUCGAAAGGGAAAAAGACUGUUCAGACACACUGAUCAUUUUGCAGCACCAUCCUGUUUAUACAUUGGGUACUCGUAGUUCUGAGGCAUACUUGAAUUUUAGCAUGAAAAAUGCGCCCAUUAAUGUAUAUCGAACCGAACGGGGAGGCGAAGUUACAUACCAUGGACCUGGACAGCUAGUGAUUUACCCAAUAAUCAAUCUCCGAUAUCACAAAAUGGAUCUUCAUUGGUACCUCAGGGCACUUGAAGAAGUUGUUAUUCGUGUUCUUUCCUCAACAUUUUUCAUUAAAGCUUCACGUAUUGAGGGCCUAACUGGUGUUUGGGUUGGAGACCAAAAACUGGCAGCUAUUGGUAUAAAAGUGUCACAGUGGAUAGCAUACCAUGGAUUAGCAUUGAAUGUUGCCACAGAUCUGACAGCAUUUGGUCAAAUUGUCCCUUGCGGUAUUCAAGAUCGUCAAGUUGGAAGCAUAAAGGGUCUGUUGCAGGAACAUGUUUCACCUAAUCAACGUGGAGCUGAAAACAAGUAUGACAUUGAUGAUAACCAGCUGAUUGAUAUUACUCACAAAUCUUUGGUUCAAGAGUUUUGCAAAAUUUUUCAAGUUCACCUCCGUCAUAAGCCUAUCCCAGCAGGAAUUGCCUGGGAAAGGCCUGAGGUUUUACAUUCCAUAACUGAAAAAGGAGACUAAAAGAACAUGAAGGAUGCACCAGAGAGAUAGGAGUCUAAUAAAUGGGAUGAUGAAUCUUUUCUGCAAAUAGCCAUUGGAGCGCAAAAUUGCGUGACAGAAUUUACAUGAUUCUCGAGGAUUGUAAUGGCAAUACAUUUGCACAUCUGCAGAUGCCCUUGAUGACUGCCUGAAAUUGAAAGAGUUUGAGUUGGCUGGAAUCAGAUUUGCUCCAAUGCCUGUUCAAGAAGAAGAGCUAACUAGGAACCAGAGUAUGAUCUAAAAUAUGUAGUUUACUUGGCUGACUUGGGGAUAUAGCCUCUGCCUUGCCCUCGAGUACUUGUUUCCUGGAGGCAUCGACUUCUGUAUCCUUCAAGGUGUGUUGUGAUGGCAAAAGUUGAACCCCACUGACGGGAAGCUUUGAGAGAUCUCAAUUCAAACUGUCAAAAAGCAAUAUGGUUCAAAAUUGGUGGCAGGAACCCAUAAAAGAAAUUUAGCAGAUUUUGAUUAUGUACUGCAAUUGGACAAGGGGAGCUGGGUAUGUUGAUCAGUUCAACCAGGAUUCAGACAGUCUUGCUGGUUGAAACUUUGUAAAAAAUCUUGGCAUUUCAGUUGGAAUUGUUUCCUUGUUAACGGUUGGAAAUCUUAGAGUUCAGUUGGAAA